This is a messenger RNA of Porites evermanni, 5184 nucleotides long. The record is from the annotation of a GenBank genome assembly. Lineage: Eukaryota; Metazoa; Cnidaria; Anthozoa; Scleractinia; Poritidae.
AGAGCGCAUUUUCAAUAUGGCGACCAGGUGGAGGCAAGAAAAUUUAAACUUAGAGAACGCAUAUUAAACAUGGCUGAACCGGAUAAUCAGGAACACCAUUAUCGCCAACAGCCUACAACAAGAGACGACUACAUCGCGUUCGCCCAAGCAAACGCGAAUUAUUGUUAUCAGUUAUCGUUAUGGUGGUGGAAUGUUUACAACGGCUACAAUCAGUCUUGGGGCAGUCAGCUUUCAGAUCAGAAUUGUGACUGUGAAUGUGCAGAAAGAUCUGUGACUGUCAGAUGCGACUGUGACUACUGGCAGGGUGAAGAUCAGAGUGAUCCCCGUUUGCAAAAAGAGAAUUCAUGCAGAGACUGUCCUGGUCAUCAAAUGUCAUCGUCUUUUAGUUCACAUUGUGCUAGUAAAAGUGGGAGCUCACAUUUUCCUUGGUGUCCCUGUGAUGAAAUAUUUACGGGAAUUGAUAAUGAUAAAUAUGGUGCCUGCAAUAAUACAUAUGAGGAUUGUGAAGAUGAUGAUGAUGUUGUUGUUGAUGAUGGUGAUGAUGAUGAUGAUGAUGAUGAUGAUGAUGAUGGUGAUGAUGAUGUUGAUGAUGACAAUAAUCAUGAUGAAGAUGAUGAGGAUGAGCAUAUUUAUUCCAACAAUGAAGACGAUUAUUAUGCCAGUGAUAAUAGUGGUAGUGAUGGCAAUGACAGUGACACAAAUAUGGAAGUUGAUGACAAUUUCAGAAAAUUCUUAGAACAAUCAGAGAGGCACAGACAAGAAAGGGAGCAAAGUAAGUUUUGCUAGCAUAUACAUGUAAGACACUUUUUGCAUGGACUAACUGUUUUCCCAUGUGUUCAUUGGUCAAAAGCUAUGAUCUUUCAGACUGCAGAAUAAUGCAGUGAUGUCAAAAAUUUGUUUUUCCCUGUCUUGCAAACAAAUUUCCAAGACACUUUGGUGGCAGAAAUUGAUUGAAACUUUCAGUAAAACAUUAUAAUGAUUAUACAUUGUCUAUUUAACAAUAUUAUUUUUCCCUGAGAAUGCAUUGGAUAUGCGAUGGUAGAUAGUCAACAAGAUGGGAAGGACCUACCGGUAGUUGGGUAUUGUCAUCUCACAGCUAGUUAUUUGUUGUUGAUACUCUCUUUGUGAAAUGAACAGGCCGUAGAUAAGUUUUGGUGAGUGGCUUUGAGAUAGCGUGAAGAACUAAUGCUUGUCUUCUUUGUAGCUGUUUGAGGAAUUUUUCCUUUAAGGUAUUAGAUCUGCUAUAAACCCUUUGAUUUGAAAAAUAUUUAUUUCUCAAAUGAUUAAAAAUUUUGCAGAAUAAAAAUUACACUGGCCUAUCAAGCGAGAGCUGAGCUUUCAGAAAAUUGAUAUCCGAGGUGUCAAUUUCCGAUUUAUCUCGCAUGCUCCAAAAUUCAAUAAUUCCGUAUAUCUGGCUUUCUCUCGAUCGCUAGGAAUAAAAAAAAUGGAACUGACUUCUACUUAGUUUGUUCCUUUAACUUUAAAUUCCUGGCAGUAGCCAGUAAAUUUUUCCUGAGAUAUAGAGGUAGAAUUUUUUUGUAAUGCCUUAUAACUUCAGGCCACCGCCAAAAUUCCAAAAUAUUCGGGAAUUGCUGGGAAUUUCAUACAUUUUUCCUUAACAUUAUGUGAAUAAACCUUGUAAGUUUCAACACGGUAUUAUAAAUCCUCAUCUUUUUACAUCAAUCUGUUUUAAGUGCACUCCAACUUGGCCACAAAAUUGCCCUUAAUUCACCCUUUUUGUCGUGCUGCACUGUUUUCUUUGUUGCCAUCUUCAAUUCUUACAAAUAAAUCACUGUUCUUAAUGUUUGUUGUGACACUGACCCGAUUGUAGCCACAAAGGUGGCAAGAAAAAACGAAAAUCUUCGUUUGAACUCCUUACAUGACGUGCUCUCAAUUUUGCAUCGUACACAAUGUUUUAUUCUUAGCAACGAGCUAAUUUGCAUAAUAGAUCAUUAAACUGCGGCCUUAUCUGUCAUCGACCUUGCAAGGAUCACAUAUCUAAUGCGACUCUAGAAGGCUUUUUACAGCCAUAGAAAUGAUUUAGAAAUAUCAAAACAAUUGUACUUCAUUUGGGGAAGCAAAAUGUAAGCGAAUUUUGCUAUAAUUUGCCCUGACUUACUUGAAACUCAUAACGCGUUUUUGCGUGUUGGGUUGUGAAAAUUGCAACAUUUCUGUCAACAAAAGAAAGUACGCAUCAGAUUAAUUUCAGCCCUGUGACUAUAAAUAUUUCCAAAAAAGCGCUCUUAGAUACUAACUUUGGCCUUCGUUUUCUCGGCUUAUAUUUAACGAAAAUGCUUCAUUUUGGGAAUUUAAGUUCAGGUUAAGAGUACAUUUUCAAAUAAGCAAUUUUAUAAGCAUGAUCAUUUUUUGACUUUACAGCAGUUCUAAUACCUUAAAAAUUAAGUUUUUAAAUAAAUUAUCCAUUUUCAUAUUUUGAUUUCCAGGAAAGCAAGAAGUGUUACAAGAGAAGGAUGAAUACAUUGAAGGUAACUGGCUAUUGAAACUAAUAGGAAUCUACAAUCCAUUGUUUGUUUUGACGUUACAUUUUUGGCUCCUUUCAAUUUUUUAUGAUGUCCCCGCAAAAAUAACCAAAAAAUUAUUAGGUUAGUGCUCCCUGAUGAAUUUUUUGUGGAUAUCUUCCUCAUAAUUCUACAGGAGUAUUAGUUUUUGUAUACAUGUAUGGGUAAAGUUACUAACUAAUAACCAGGGGUCUAGGGUGACCAUUUUGGCAGGUAUGCACACCGAUCCAUAUUCGUACAAAAUGAAGUUUUUGCUUUCCUUUCAUUCAUACACAUAUUUUGGCAGUUUACAGGCUUGUUUACCAUAGAAAAAAACAUUCUUUUUUAAGUUUGUACUGGAAUGUUCACAAGCACAAGGCGCCUCCCCUAAAUAAACAUCCAAAGUGCUGAAUAAUUCGCACAAAAUUGGAAUAAGAUGUUUCAUUUAAAUGCUAAACGAAAAUUUAGUAACACAUUUUUAUGUUAAGAAAGAUAGAUAACCUCUACUGACGCUUUUAUUUUUUUCCUUGUCACUCAAGAAAAAUGACCACUUAAAGCUUACCUUUUUGUGCAGAAAUUUGGAGUUAAAAAGCACCAGCUGGAAGAAUUGUGAAUUGUGUGUGCAGGAUUGUGUAAAUUUUCCACACGCUUAGUCCUUUGAUGACUUUUGAGUUUUUCCUUCAUUUCGAUCAUGAGCACGGAAAAGGAACAAACAAUGAUUAUUAUUGUAGUCAGCCUUUAUUUAUUUUUAGUUGUUAUGUAUCUCUAAUGUUUAUCAUUGAAAACAAUACUACAUCUGUUAGGGGUAAAUUUCCUGCAAAAUUCUUGUUGAUACCGUGCCACACGUGCACCUAAUAUUUUCCUUCAUCUUUAUCCCUCGGUUAUGGUUUGCAUGGUCUGUCUGGUCCAUGAUUUCCGACAUUAAAGUAGUCCGAGAUAAACUUUUUCGUCAUUUAUAUGUAGAGAGAAAACUAAAAAAUGAAGCUUUUGAAUGGGAAAACUUUCCAGAUAUUAAAAUCUUGAAAGCAAUGUUAAUCAGUCAGGAUCGAUUCUUUGUGGCGACAAAUGUGUUUACACAAAUUUCCCCAGUCCUCCUUUGUUUUUUGUUAAAACGCAGUGUAUUGUGGGAUCGUUUGAAGGCAAACAUUUCGUGAAUGUUUCACCACUCAAACUGUUGUAUUUUUCGUGUAAAAACGAUGCGGAAUAACAGCGAGAUGGACAGAAACAAAUCUGCACAAUAUAAGGUCAUGUCACGACACUACCAAUGACUUUUAUAACGGAAAAUCUUUCAAAAAAAACUCCUACCGAUUUCUCAAGUACAUACGUGCAUAUUUGCGUAAAGUACACUAUGCCCCUGAUAACUUCAGCACAGAAUUAACCUAAAACAGCAGUAGCCUCAUUAAAUAACAUCUUCAGUGUUUUNAAACGCAGUGUAUUGUGGGAUCGUUUGAAGGCAAACAUUUCGUGAAUGUUUCACCACUCAAACUGUUGUAUUUUUCGUGUAAAAACGAUGCGGAAUAACAGCGAGAUGGACAGAAACAAAUCUGCACAAUACAAGGUCAUGUCACGACAUUACAAAUGACUUUUAUAACGGAAAAUCUUUCAAAAAAAACUCCUACCGGUUUUUCAAGUACACACGUGCAUAUUUGCGUAAAGUACACCAUGCCCCUGAUAACUUCAGCACAGAAUUGAUCUAAAACAGCAAUAGCCUCAUUAAAUAACAUCUUCAGUGUUUUAAGUGACUAUACACACAUUUUCAACUUCAAAAUGAUAGUCUUUUGUACGUGUUUUUUAUCUGUCCUGUUAUCAUGUCCAAUGACAAGUACAGUACCACUCAAAAGUAAGUUGACAGUCACUUGCACCUCGAUCCUCGAGACUGGAGACUCCAGGCUCCAUCCUCAAAACUUUUGAGGAUGCAAGAAAGUUAGUUCGGACUGGUCAAAAUUUCUUUACUGCUGGCUUUGAUUCUGGCAAACCCAGACGUUGUCAAAAGUGAAAACAGUUUCAGCUUGAUUUACACAAACAUCAUCAUUCCUUAUUUUUUGUAUCUAUUAGAAAAAAUGGUUCACAACGUAUUUUGAACUGGCUCUGAGUACAAAAUUAUGCACAAUUUUAUUGUUUAGAUCUCAACUGGUGAUUGGCUUAUUUCAAAAUUUGUCUCAUUUUUGGUCUGGGUGGCCUCAGUUCACAUGGUCGCACUGUAACUCAGUUGCCAAGGGAACUGAGUUAAGUUGGGGCAUUGCUGUGGCAAAUAGGUUUCCUAUUUAAAUAGUGAUUUUUUUUUUUUAUAUGCAAUAAUAAUUAUUAUAUUAGCUUGUCUGUACUCACCGCCUGGUAAUCUUAAAAAAGGCACCAUUCUUAUAAAAUGCUUACUAAAGUGGCUAGGGAUGCAUUUAUCUAGAUAAAAUAAUGUGUAUGGAAUGAAUUAAAGACAGAGAAUUCCCCUAGAUUAGAAUGUGAUACAACGUAUUGUUUACCUUUAACAGUUGGAUCAAUCCACCUCAAUACAACCACAAGUGCCCCAUCAGAACAACCUGGUGCCAAGAGGAAAGAAGAAAUGAAUGUACUUUAUGGCAAACAUGCCCCCCUUAUAAUGUCACUUGAGGCAUCACUUCAGCUGAACUAUGAUAAGAACUGUGAUAUAAGACAGCCUGUUUUCUGGCCGAGCAUUCCCCUGAAGUUUUGA